CACCACACCCCCCACCACCACCACCCCUACCCCGAAUGCUCAGCCCCUGAGGACUUCAGGUCCCAAGUUGCUGUGCGGUUACGUGUGACUGUCUCCCACGGACCGAAACGCGCCAUGGCCGCUGCCCACUGAGAGUGACUCGGCUGUUGAACGGUAUCUCAUUGACAGGAAGCUGGCGCUGGAAGGUUCUCAGACAAGAUCUCGCUUUCUUAGGGCGGAAACAGCGUGCACAGGUUCGGGAGGGGUGGUGGACGAAGCGGAGCUGCUCUGAACCAUGCUAGUGAAGUGUGGGUCCAUCUCUUAAAAGGCCCAGUUUUGCAGAACCGUAGUUCCAGCAGGCGCUGAGAAGGCGUUCUUGCAACACUCCAAAAACUACAUUUCCCAGCAUUCUCGCGGCGCCAGAAGUACUUUUCCCGAAAGCCUGAGCGUGAUUCAUCCAGAUUUUCGCUUCUUCCUGCCUAUCGGAAAACUGAGGACAUGUGGAGUCGCAGCGUUUGGCGUCUCCUGCUCUCUGAAAGCUGCGAGGACUGCCGGGUUUUAAUCCCCUGCGGGCGUUUCUCGCCGGCCUUGCGGAGAGGUGAGAAAGGCCCUGUGUCACCGAUGCCUGAGUGCGCUCUAGGGAGACGAUGCUCGUGCCUGCUCGGCGAGCGGGAGGCAAGGGCGCCACGCCCUCCCCCGCUGCCUUCGCCUGGUUCUGGGGACCCUGCUGCCGGGUCUCCCCAGGGAAGGGCGAGGACUGCGAAGAGGACCGCCUUCCUCAGAGUUCAGAACUUGGAAAUUCAUGGAUUUGACAAACCACAAGCAGAAACAAUUGUAUCAACAUUAACCACUUUAUCAAAUGUCAGCUUGGAUACUAUCUAUAAGGAGAUGGUCACUCAAGCUCAACAGCACCUUCAGCUGAGCGGUGGUGAGCUGCAGACAGGCAGCCGGAUAGUGACUGGACUGGNUUUAUUUUCUUUAAAGAAUGAAACCAGUCAAAUCAGAGCAGAUAAUAAACUGGACAUCAACCUAGAAAGGAGCAGAGUAACAGAUAUGUUUACAGAUCAAGAAAGGAAACUUAUGGAAGCAACCACAGAAUUUACCAGAAAGGAUACCAAAACCAAAAGUACUAUUUCAGAGACCAGUAAUAAAAUUGACACUGAAAUUGCUUCUUUAAAAACACUAAUGGAAUCCAACAAGCUUGAGACAAUUCGUUAUCUUGCAGCCUCAGUGUUUACUUGCCUGGCAAUAGCGUUGGGAUUUUAUAGAAUCUGGAAAUAGCAGUGAAACGACUAUAUUAUGCUCCUACUGCUGCUGCUGUCAACUCCUUAGAACCUUCACCAGGAUAGAUUUACUCUGAACAUUGAAAGUUGCAGCAAAACUUAACACAACAAGAUUAUUUAAAGUACAUAUAGACUAAAAAGAAAUGUUUUAGAAUGAGAAGAUGUAUUUUGUCUGUUAAUGUGUCUUUAUUAUGUUGAAAAGCUGCCAUUCAAAACCUGAUUGUGUCUUUAUCUUUUCAGUAGUGCAUAGAAA
This is a messenger RNA of Hipposideros armiger (great roundleaf bat), 1515 nucleotides long. It is a transcript of the gene CCDC90B, whose product is annotated as coiled-coil domain containing 90B. Gene Ontology annotation, cellular component: mitochondrion. NCBI's taxonomy places the organism in Eukaryota, Metazoa, Chordata, Mammalia, Chiroptera, Hipposideridae. The record is from RefSeq and is a predicted model, not a curated record.